This is a messenger RNA of Oncorhynchus gorbuscha (pink salmon), 846 nucleotides long. RefSeq names its product PHD finger protein 21B-like. The transcript is spliced from 6 exons. NCBI's taxonomy places the organism in Eukaryota, Metazoa, Chordata, Actinopteri, Salmoniformes, Salmonidae. Bases 1 to 582 code for a protein of 193 amino acids. The record is from RefSeq and is a predicted model, not a curated record.
AUGUCCUUCAUGGUGGCUCUUGGCCUGGUCACUACAGAGACACUGGAAGAGAUCCAGACCAAGAGACAGGAGAGGAAGAGGCGGAGCACAGCCAACCCAGCCUACAGCGGCCUGGUCCAACCAGAGGUUCUGAACAAAGAGAACAUGUCGUGGCCACAGAACUUUGUCCAGUCCUAUGUGACCCACAAGACUACUGUGUCCCUCACGGUGAUGACACCUGCUGGUGUGGCCCACUAUGCUGUGUUAAUGCUAGUACAGCAGGACCAGCAACUCAGCAAGUCCCUCACGCAGAAGGUGAUGGGCGUGCGAGAGCGUCUGAUUGGUCAACAGAGGGACACCCAGUCCUCCCUGGAGCGUCUCAAGGCUCUGAUUCGUCUGAUCCAAAGAGACCAGAUGAUCCAGGUUACCAUGACAGCCACCGCCACCACCACCGGAGUGUCCCUGCUCUCCCUGCCCUGGAUCAAACCCUCCGGCGCCGCCACACACACAGUGCCCCCUGCUGGACCGUCUAUGCUACUGCAGCAGAAGACUCUGGUCAUGCCACAGUCUCAGACACAGAGCCAGGCUCAGGGCAAUGUCUGAGCUCUAGUAGUACCACCCCAGCCCAGCAGGGGGCCACAGUUCACAGUCCUAGGUUGCGCCACAAAUGGCACUCUAUUCCCUAUAUAGUGUAGAACUUUUAAUAAACAGACCCAUAGGGGAAGUUUCAAAUACAUGUCCAUUUGACAUCAGAGCCCUGGUCUAUAGUAGUGUACUAUAUAGGGAAUAGGGCUCUGGUCUAUAGUAGUGCACUAUAUAGGGAAUAGGGCUCUGGUCUAUAGUAGUGCACUAUAUAGGGAAUAGGGC